Messenger RNA from Penicillium malachiteum, 1482 nucleotides. RefSeq names its product arylsulfotransferase family protein. Bases 1 to 1482 code for a protein of 493 amino acids. The transcript has a single exon. The record is from RefSeq and is a predicted model, not a curated record. NCBI's taxonomy places the organism in Eukaryota, Fungi, Ascomycota, Eurotiomycetes, Eurotiales, Aspergillaceae.
AUGACCCAUUGGCGGCAUACUGCUAGUAUUGCAUUUCUACUUUCACUGAGGGCCACGGCCUGGCCAUACUCAAGCUUCAAGUCAACCGGCUUUCAGCCUCCCAAACUCGAAAUCGCUCACACUGGUCCUACUGAUCCCGGGUUCAUUUUCCUCGGGCCUCGUGGGGCUAUACAACCCUCCGGCCAGGCGGCUCUCAUCUACGAUAAUAAUGGAAAUCUAGUUUAUGAAGGACCUCAGGAAUCCGUAUCUAAUUUCCAGGUACAGCAACUGAAUGGUAAUGAUGUGAUUACAUUUUGGUCUGGAGAUGCAGUCUCUAUUGGAUAUGGAUAUGGAUCUGUUCAUAUCCUUGACAAUACUUAUCAGGAGAUCCACACGGUCACCUUGACUGGGAACUUUGUUACUCCAGAUGGCUCGCAGAAGAAUUCAUACAUUGAUCUGCAUGAGAGCUAUAUCACUCCAAGCAAUACUCUUCUGGUGACAGUCUACAAUGUCACGCAGCAUGAUUUGACUUCUAUCGGCGGCAAUUCGUCGGAAUGGAUACUGGACGGCCAGUUUUACGAGAUUGAUAUUGCCUCAAAUCAGAUUAUUAAAUCCUGGAGCGCGUUAGAUCACCAAGACUCCAUUCCUUUGAAUUCUUCACACCAAAGGCUGUCUCGAAGUGCGGGUACACAGGCAAACCCAUACGAUGCCUACCAUGUCAACGCCGUCUCUACUACCAAUCAUGGGUACAUGAUUUCCCUUCGCCAUAUGUGGUCUGGAUAUUAUCUUUCUUCGGAUGGAUCAGUAUUGUGGCAGGUCAGCGGUGACAAUGGGGCAGAUUUCCGUCCAGUGGGCCAAACUAAUUUUGCCUGGCAACAUGAUCUCCGCGUCUCGAAUGAAACAGAUGAUAGCAUGGUCUUAACUCUUUUCAACAACGCCAAUACCCCAACAUGGAGUGAGGGCCCUUCCACCGGAGUUAGCCUGGCUAUUGAUCUUACUGAGAAAACCGUCACAAGCCUUCGCUCUCUAAAUGAUCCGAGCGAUCCUAUUCGCUCUGUCAGUCAGGGUAGCUACCAGGCUCUACCAGACUCGAACGGCCAUGUCUUUAUAAAUUAUGGCUCUAUUUCUAAGGUCAAAGAAUUUGACGGUGAUGGGAAUGUCGUCUUCAGCGCUGCAUUUGGUACAAGUAACACCGUUUCCUCGUACCGUGGCUUCCGAUAUCAGUGGAGUGCUACUCCCUUCUGGAAGCCUUCGCUGAAUGUCACUCGGACCUCUUCCGGGAUAGUUGUGUAUAUGAGUUGGAAUGGUGCCACGGAUUAUGAUAGCUGGGCAGUGUACUCUGCCUCCUCCGCAAACUCUACCAACAAUCAGCAGAUCAGUUCUGCCAAGCGUACAGGCUUUGAGACUUCUGUUACUUUGAAUAAUGUGACCACGGCCUAUAUUCAGGUAGCCGCUUUACAGGGGAGCAAUGUUCUUGGUACCUCUGAUAUCGUCGCUUUCUAG